AUGUCGCAGACUGGACCUGCGUCUCGCCAUGCCUCACGCCGCUCUUCGAGGUCACCAGCGGGAGACGAACAAGUCUCGCCCUCCUCGACUCGGUACGGGCAACCCGGCGCUCGUGACACGCGUCAGGACUUGAGCAGCGUCCCGUACACAAAUGGGGAGAACAGGGCGCAUCAGGUUCAGCCGAGGACUUUGGGUGUUCACAACAUCCUCAACCCUCUGGAGCCCCAGCUGCUCAGUUCAGGGGCCAGCGGUCAUCUCCAUACAGCAGUUCGACCUCAUGACGGCGAGUUACCGGCCGUAACUCCUGGGUCAACUCCUGGACCUUUCCCAGCAGCGCGACUGUUCCCAGCUGCUCAACCUGCUUCGAUCUCGCUUCCGGGCACGCCUGUUGGGCCUCUGACGCCCCUCGGUGGUCCUUCAUCGGAACGCAACUCUCCAACCAUGGCAUUUCCUUUCCCUGCCGUGAACAACCCUAGGCGGAAACCCAGCCCAACUCAACCUUCUCGAGCCAUGAGUCUUAGCCAUGGACCACAAUCAAAUCGCGAUUCCGAAGUCCGCCAAUUACCCCCGCACAGUGUUUCCCCAGCUAAGCGGCCCUACGAAAGCGAAGUCCUGGAAGAGACUACCAGGUCUCACUUCCCAGGUCUGCAACAUCUUCCCGGCAUGCCCUCAGGUCCUCCCUCAGCAAUGUCGACUCCAGGACGAUCUCUCUCGCAGUCGGCAAUCCCUUCUCCAGGAUCACAGGCACCUCCCCCUAUCUUGCCACCAAGUACCGCUUCAGGUCGCCCGCAGCAACCUCCGAUGCCCCCGCAAGGGCCAUACCCUCCCAACAUGCAGGUUAAUCGACAAUUCCCAGGUGCAGGCCCUAAUGAGGCUUCCUCGCCAUGGACUGAAACAAUACGGAGGCACGGCAUGGGAAUGGGAGGUGCUCUAUUCGGUGUUGAAGGACAACAAGCUUUCAUGACUCUUCCAGGAAGCGAUACUCCGAUUGCCGUCCCAGUUGAUUUCUCUCAAGCAUCUAAGAAGGCAGACGAAAAGCGACAACGAAAUGCGGUGGCUUCAACAAGGCAUCGCAGGAAGAAGAAGAUCCUCCAGGAGGAGAAUACUAAACAAUUACAGGAGCUUCGGGACGAGAGGAGGAUGAUGGAAAUAAAGAUCGAGGAGUUGACACAGCAACGGGACUUUUACCGAGAAGAACGCAACCGAUUGAGAGACAUUGUCGCGCAAACACCGUCGAUUAGUGGCCUCGCGGUUGGGCCGCCAAGUCCUAAUUUUGCGAGCGGCUCUUUUACCGAUACGAGCUCGCUUCAACAGGGACCUCAAGGCUAUGGGGGAGAUCCUUCGACGGGCGAACGACCAGCACAGCGCCGGCGAACCGACGACCGACCCGAGUUCUCGAUACCGUCCUACGGAUCUCCUGCGAGCAUACACCCCGGAGCAUCUCCGAGCGGGCUACCACCUAUGCAAGGCCCUGGUUAUGGAGGCCCAUCACGGCCAUCGUCUGCAGCAUCAUCCACCAGCGGUGAAAGGCUCCCGCCGUUGAGGGCUAUGGACGGCAGGCCGCCACCUGUCCCGGGGCAAGGCCAGGUGCAAGAGCAGGAUCCUCGGACUGGCCAAUGGGUUUCAGUUCAGCCGCGUGUUCCAGAAACUGGGUGGGCAACUCGGGACGCGCACCGAAGAUGA
Messenger RNA from Fusarium vanettenii 77-13-4, 1683 nucleotides. RefSeq lists its product as uncharacterized. Bases 1 to 1683 code for a protein of 560 amino acids. The transcript has a single exon. Gene Ontology annotation, biological process: regulation of DNA-templated transcription. The record is from RefSeq and is a predicted model, not a curated record. Lineage: Eukaryota; Fungi; Ascomycota; Sordariomycetes; Hypocreales; Nectriaceae. Gene Ontology annotation, molecular function: DNA-binding transcription factor activity.